CUCGCUGUCUUCUUAUCCCAUGCUGCCAUAGGGAAGGAAGCCUCGAGAACGGUGAGACCGUGGCGUGAGUGUAGACAGCGGCCAGUGUGUCGGGAUAAGGCUGGGCCAGCCAAGGUGAGGGUGGCUGGCGGUUUGCCCAGAGACGACCCGGACUUGAUGCCAGCGCCGGCUGUGUGCCCGACUAUCCGACCCUCCUACCUCGUCCUCCCCCACCAGCUGAUCGGGGCGGGGGCCAGAAUCAGCCCCCAGGAGGUGGUGGCUGCGGCGGCGGCAGUCCCGUCGGGUAGUGAGCGGGGCGCGGCCGUGUGCCUGGCGCGCUCCACGGCUGUCAUGUGAAUACCCUGUGGCUGCCGAGCAGCACGCCAGCAUCGCGCCAGGAAAAUCGCGUGGCCUCGUCGCCGUGUGUAAACAGCGUGGCUGCCACCACGACAGAGGCUCCGGGACGUGAGCAGCAGGGGCUGCUGUGCCUCUCGGGGACUGUGGCGGCAGCUGCUGGCCAGGGCGGGUGGGUGUGGAGGCAACGUAGAGUGAAAAUGGGCGGUCAGGAUGCCGCCGACCUGCUGCCCUGGUGGAGUCCCGGCGUGAUGCUGCCGCCGGAACAGAGCCAGCACCACCACGCCCGCGACCCACAGCGGGACCAACACCCGGACGCCCAGACCAGGCGAGAGCGAAAGGAACUUCGUCGCCAAAGGACCCACAAGGAGCGAAGACGACGGGCAGCGGGCGGCGAGGCGUGCGAGGAUGGGUGGUGGGCGUGGCUGGAGCCUGGCUGGAUGGUGGAGGCCGUGGGGGCCAUGUGGCGAUGGAGCGUCACUGCUGGUGUGGUGGUGCUGACGCGGCUGCUGGGCGUCAUCUGGAGGGGCGUGAGUGGCAGGGAGGAGCCUUGGGCCGCUUCGCUGGGCUGGAGCAACGAGCGUGACUCAAAUGAGUAUGAGUCUGGCGAGGCGCUCAGUGUGUCCGCCACGCGAGCCUCGGCCGGGCCGCGCUGCUCCCCUAGAGGAACGCCACACGCGGCCUCGCCAGACCAGCCCCCGACUCGCUCUCUGGAUAUCUCGCAACUCGUCCCGUCGUCUCCUCCUGCGACCCCCAGUCCCCCUGGGAGCCCAGGCAGCCAGCGUGUCCCUCGCUCCUCCAUGAUCCACCCGAGGAGCGAGGCCGUGGUCGCCCCACAACUUGACCCACCGGAGGAGCUCCAUGACCCGCCCAGCCUCAUGCAGGGGGCCAGCAACCCCUUCCUGCAGGCGGUGCAGGGCUUCUCCACCAUGCAGGACGAGAUGAUGCGCGCCAUCAGGGAGGCGAAGGAGACCUCCACUGCCAUGGUGCAGGCCCGCCGCAGUGAUAGCCUCUCCUCCAGCGCCUCGGUGGGUUCCUUGCCGUCGCUGGACACAUCUCUCAGUGGACGUCAGCAGGGAUCCUGUGUCAGCUCUGUGAUCAGUUCUGUGGUCAGCUCCACCAACGCUAGCCCUUCCAGGGAGCCCUGUCCCCCCUCUCCCUUGCUGACGGUCGUAGACACCUUGCAGGGAGAUUAUGACCAAAGUUUAGAAGAAGAUAUCGAAUCCUCCCUGGCGUGCCUGGAGGAGCAGCAGAACUCAGACACGGACACUGAAGUGGAGAACCUGAGCCAACAGAGCUCUGACAACGCGGGAGUCACGGUAAGGAGCACUCUCGUCCUCGAUCUCACGCGCCGCCAGUGGUCGCCGGACGCCAGCUUCCCCAAGGUGACUAGGCUGCGCCCUAGAAGGGAGGAACUGCCGUCACCGACUUGCCAAGCUGGUGAUCCGCAGGUUCAGUCUGAGAGUAAGGAGGUGAUCAAGGCCAUCGUAGACCUCGCCAAGAACUCCACUAGUGAAAACCUGGUAGCCUCAUCCUUUCCCCCGAGUGAAGCCGCCUCCGGAACGUCCCAGCGGUCACCUCAAGGACACCAGCAGGCCGCGCCACGCCAGCAUGCGACAAGUAAUGCGGUCCUCCAAGAAGCAGUUCUCGUCGGUGUCGUCAGCGGCAAGACAGACCAGCCAGAAGCGUGGGUGGAGGGGCGGGUGACGCGGAGCCCCGAGACGGCAACACUGCAACCUGAUAUUUACUCGAGUCAGGAGAGGUCAGACAAGGGCGCGGAGGGCAGCACGCCCUGGCGGAGUCCAGCAGCCCCGACCACGGCAAAGAGAGGAGUGGGCUGACUAGGAACGAGCAGCAUCACCAUGAAGGGACACAACCGCCCCCUCAUCCCCGCCUGGAACAUCCAGCCCUGGUGUCCUCCUCCCCUUUGCCUCCCGUGCAGACAUCUUUAUCAACGCUUCCAGGCCUCACCUCCCCCUCUCCGAG
Portunus trituberculatus (swimming crab) is the source of this 2319-nucleotide messenger RNA. Its product is annotated as mediator of DNA damage checkpoint protein 1-like. The record is from RefSeq and is a predicted model, not a curated record. NCBI's taxonomy places the organism in Eukaryota, Metazoa, Arthropoda, Malacostraca, Decapoda, Portunidae.